AUGUUCUCCCGCUUCUCUCAAUUAGCCAGACAUCUUUCUCGUCCCUUACCAAAUUACGCUCAUAAUUCUGCCGCUGCAUAUACAUUUUCAAAUAAAGUCAUGACAUCAUCAGUAUCUGCCGACGAACGUAACUCGAGAACCAUUCACACGGCAGCAUGUUUGAUUAUUGGAGAUGAAGUACUUGGGGGAAAGAACCUGAAGCGUAUCGAGGUGAUUGCAGAUGAUGAGGAUGAAAUCAUUGAAGCCGUCAGACGUAUGUCAAGCAACUAUGAUUUUAUAGUCACGUCUGGAGGGAUUGGUCCAACACACGAUGAUAUUACCUAUCAAUCCAUUGGAAGAGCAUUUGGACUUGAAUUGAAGCUUCAUCAAGAAACUUAUGAAAAGAUGAAGAGAUUGUCCAAACCUCAUCCAUCUCAACCAAACUUCAAUUGGGAUGAAGAUUCUCCAGCAAAGAAAGCUAAACUUCGCAUGGUGGAAUUACCAUUAGAUGAAUCGCGGGAUCUGUCAAAGCAAGUUAUAUUCCCAUGUGAAGAUCUUUGGGUUCCAGUUGCUUGCAUCAAUGGCAAUAUUCAUAUCUUACCUGGUAUUCCAAGACUUUUCGAAAGGUUGUUGGAGGGAUUGAAACCAUCUUUACUUCCUCGGUUGACAGAUCCUGAAGGCAAGGGUAUCUGUAGAGUUAUGAUUUCGACUCCCAUGUCAGAGAGUGCUGUAGCACCAUAUCUUACAGAAUUGGCUGCCAAAGUAGAACCAAAGGGUAUCAAGGUUGGAAGUUAUCCUAGAUGGGGAAAAGCACACAAUACCGUUACUUUGGUCGGAAGGGAUCAAGAAUACUUGGAAAGCUUAAUAGCUGAAGUAGAGAAGAAUGUCAAUGGACAUCGUGUCUUGAUAGAAGGAGAAGAUGAUGCUGAAGGCGAACACAAGGAGUGCGAUAUUUCUUAA
Molecule: messenger RNA, 939 nt
Organism: Botrytis fragariae
Lineage: Eukaryota; Fungi; Ascomycota; Leotiomycetes; Helotiales; Sclerotiniaceae
Product: putative molybdopterin binding domain protein
Exons: 4
Coding region: 1-939 (312 amino acids)
Source: RefSeq, a predicted model, not a curated record